Molecule: messenger RNA, 4196 nt
Organism: Megalobrama amblycephala (Wuchang bream)
Lineage: Eukaryota; Metazoa; Chordata; Actinopteri; Cypriniformes; Xenocyprididae
Exons: 2
Coding region: 139-1254 (371 amino acids)
Biological process (GO): DNA integration
Molecular function (GO): nucleic acid binding
Source: RefSeq, a predicted model, not a curated record
AGUGUAAUGACACUUUUUCCAUUAAUAUGUUUAUGAACAACUGAAAAAAACACAAAUGUCAGGGCAUGUCAAAACUUCUCCAGGCCCCAAAUCAGCCUCAGACUCCAGAGGGUUAAAUCUGUAAGGGGGAAAAGAUACAUGCUAGUGAUAAUAGAUCGAUUUAGUAGAUGGGUGGAAGCAGAACCCUCAGCAGAUCAAGGAGCUAAGACAGUAAUCAGAUUCUUGACCAGAGAGGUUAUCCCAAGAUUUGGCAUUCCAUCCCAGAUUAGUUCUGACAAUGGCUCAGCCUUCAUUCAAAGAACAGUAAAGGCAGUAAUACAACAGCUACGAAUCAAGCAGAGACUAGGAUGCAUAUAUCACCCUUCCUCUCAGGGUAUUGUGGAGCGUGCCAACGGCACCCUCAAGGCCAAACUCAACAAGAUUUGUGCAGAUACAAAACUUAACUGGGUAGAUGCGUUACCCCUUGCCCUUAUGAGUUACCACAUGCAAACUAACAGAGUGACAAAUCUGACUCCCCAUGAGAUGUUGACAGGGAGACUCAUGCCUGCGCCCCAUUUGAGAGGCCCAUAUGAAGGACCACCCCUAGAACAGCUUGAGACUGAAAUAAGGGCCUAUAUGAGACAAUUGACUGCCAUACAUGAAGCCAUACAUACUCAGGAGCAAAACAGGGGGCUAAGAGAGGAGGAAGAGGCACCCUGUCCAGUGCUUCCUGGAGACCAGGUCUAUUUGAGAGUCUUUAGAAGAAGAUGGAAUGAGCCAAGGGUGCCAAGGCUGAGACGGAGAGAAGAAGAGGCAGAGAGUGCAGAAGAAGAUCCAGACCAAGAUGCGCAAGAAGGGGAGGGGCCAGGGGAUCCAGGUGAGGGAUCUAGUAAUGUUGUUGCUGAACCUUCUUCUAGGGAAGCUGAGCAACCUGAGACACGAGAUGAGAUGCGGGGACAGGAUGACGCCCCACAAGCAGGUGAAACUGGGGAGGAGGGUCUUGACAUUGACCCUGCUGCUGAUGUACCUGCUGAAUCAGCUGCCACUGAUCCAGAGCCGUCAGGUGACCAAUCUCCUGAGGCAGGACCCUCCACCGGUGAACAACCUCAGCCAAAUGGAUUCCUCACCGAACUCCAAGGUAUUGACCUACCCACUGCAGACAGCGGAUCCCCAGCCAGUGACCUCCCAGGUCUCAACCUCACAGGAGACUUUCCCACCCUCAAUCUUCAAGACCUUGAGGAUAUCAUCGGAAGUGAUCCAACUCAAAAUGAUUAAUUCAACUCAAGGUACUGUUGUAAAUAGAUCUAUAAGGGAACGAGCUGCAGACCUGAAUGACACUGACUAUGAAGGAUUAGAGUAUGAUAUGGCUUUGGAAAUGCAUAAAGAAAAACUGUUGGACAUUGCUUAUCACAAUGAGUGGUAUAAGUGGGCAGAAUAUACUGCCAAACAAUCAAAGAAAAAGACUUGUUUGUUGUGUUCGCCGUCUCCCUUAAAAAAGUUAACAGUGGUGCCUGAUGAAUAUAGCUUUGCUCAUUGUGCCAGAUUUUACUCGAAUUACUGUGUAAAUAUUUCAGGGCGAGCUAGUCCCUAUUGCCCUGCAGAGUGUCUGCCGUUGCUGGGAAACAAAUACUACCAUAGGUACUAUGAGGAGGAAUAUUGGGGAGAUGAAUGUAGAAAAUUAGAUGUAAGAAUUGACCUAAGGUGAAGAGAAACUCCCAGUAACUAUGUUUUUGAUCGAACCUUAAUAUAUGAAUGUUUCAACAAGUCAAAAGGGGAUGUAGAUUAUGGAAGCUUUCAAGGACAGUGUGGAAUAAUUUGGCACUAAUUUGGGACAGGGACAUGUAUUACAAAUCAGGUGUACAUAAAACAUAUAGUGUAAUAUAUGCUACAGCUACUGUAAAUAUUGAUAUGCCAGUAGUCACAACUAUGGAAGCUUGUGAAAUGCCACACUGGCCUUUCCAUUGAUAGAUCAAUUUGAGAAAAUAGAUGAAGCAAUUGCUGAUCAUUUUUGGAUAUGUGGAGGCAAACGAUUAAGAGCCACCUUACCAAAAGGGUGGAAAGGGAUAUGUGCUAGAGUAAGACUAGCUCAAGAAGUAACAAUAGUUGAUUGGGACCCGGAUGAUGAAACACCAAGCCAGCAUGUGACUCCCGGACAUAGAGCCAAGAGAGCAUACAAACCAGAUCCUAAUAUAAUAAUAGAUGCGAUAGACCAACCUAGAGGCAUACCACAAGAAUUCAAGGCAAGAGAUGAAGUAAAAUCAGGAUUUGAGUCUAUAUUUGUUUGGAUAACCCCAAAUAAGAAUGCUGAAUGGAUUAACUACAUUUACUAUAAUCAGCAAAGAUUUAUUAAUUACACAGAUGAUGCUCUGAUGGCUCUGGGAGAACAACUGAAAUACACCAGUAAGAUGACCUGGCAGAACAGACAGGCACUUAAUUGGCUGCUCGCAGAGAAAGGUGGGGUUUGCGUGAUGUUUGGAAUUGACUGUUGUACCUUUAUCCCAAAUAAUACAGCAUCUGAUGGAUCCUUUACCAAAGCCAUGAAGAAGCUAAAGAGCCUGAGAACAGAAGUCACUGUAAAUGCUGGAAGAGACAGAAAAAUUGGAGAAUGGUUUGACUCUCUUUUUGGCUCAUGGAAAGAAUGGCUAGUAAAGGUGGGAAUAAUAAUAGCAGUUGCUCUUGGAAUUUUUGUGCUGUUGUUCUGUUGUGUGUUACCUUUUCUCAGAUAAAUGAUGGCGAGUGCAGCAGCCAAGCAGAUGGUGAAUGUGUCUGUAAAACAAUCUGGGGUUGACAUUGGAUGCACCACAACCACUGGAAGGUAUCCAAUAGGUCCAGGUCUCGAUGAGCUGGACGAAUUCCCAUGAAAAGAUCCCUAACUGGGGUGUAAUGGAAGGGGUGCCACUUUUUUAUUUUUGACCCUGAAUUUAAUGCUGUUUUUGAUAGAGAGGGAGGUAGUCAAGAAAACCCCCUUCCAAUUUUUAUUUUCAUUUUUGUUUUUUCCAUUAUUAUAAAAUACCUGCACAUUAUUAAAUAUCACUUUAAAGAAUGAGAGGGGACAAAUGAAGGUCAGAAGCAGGCCAUCAUCCGGCACACCACCGAGGGAUGAUGCAACCCGAUUAAAAAGAAAAGAAUAUGAAAGUUUUUCUGUUUUUAUCAUUUAACUUCUAAAAAUUUCACUUUUGAAUGUAAUGUGCACUCACGUUCCACUGGUGAAAAGAAGAAGGAUCGGCGAGCACCUCAGUGCUUAGCAGCAAGGGCUGACUCUACUGGUGGUUUAAAAACCCGCUGUCAGUCCCAACUCCAGAUAGUACCUUAGGCAGGUCCAGGUACCUCUGGCAACGGUGGAGCAGCCCAGAUAGCGCUCCAGGCCACCGGAAGCGCCUGAGAGUUCCUCUGGCAUCGUGGAACUAUAUAUACAUAUAUAUGUGCAUUCUACUACUGCCAUUAUUCUAUUACUGUAUGAUGUAAUCACUGAAGUGCAUUAAUCUACUGAUAUAACCAAAGCUUGUGAAUCAAUUAAAAUGUGAAGAAGUAUCCCCCUAAAAGAAGGUUUUAGGUAGGGAGAUGGGAUCUUUUACUCCUCUCUAGCCAAACAAAGGGGGGAGAUGUUUGGUCUCAUUCUCCUCUGGAGUGUGUCCCCAUGGGAAGGUCACUUGGUAGAAAAAGAUGGGUGACUAUUCUUGGUCACUAAGAAAGAAGAAGGAAACAGGCUGACCUAUGAGGACAUGCUCUGGGAUAAGGGCAUAGAGGUGGGGCUAAAGAGAGCCCCAAAGGGGGGAUGUGUUGGGAAAAUUCAUUGAUUAUUAACGUAUUACCAGUAGAGAAUAGCUUGUAUGAAAAACACUGGAAAGCACCGGGUUUUCUGCACAGAGAGCAUCAAGUGUAAAUGAAAUAUAAGUGUAUUCAAUGCAAAUUACAAUAGCAAGUUGUGGAAAGUACCAAAGAAACCAUUAAAACAUGUUUUUUAAAAAAUAUAGCGGCUGGCGAUCUGCCACCAUUAAAAAUAAGACUAAGGAGAAGUCAUAGAUAAUAGUGGCAAAAUGCCAGGGUGGAGCUAAAAGAAAAAGAUAGCUAGAGGAAUCCUCAUUGGAUCUGUAACGAUAAGAAAAACAUAUAAAACGAGCUGAUUAACGCUGUUUAGAUCAGAUGUGAUGCCUGAUGAGAAGCUGACAUCUCACUUUGUUGCCUGGCAAUAAAGAAUAUCUUUUGAGGACCUGGAA